Clonostachys solani is the source of this 318-nucleotide messenger RNA. Lineage: Eukaryota; Fungi; Ascomycota; Sordariomycetes; Hypocreales; Bionectriaceae. The record is from the annotation of a GenBank genome assembly.
AUGGCACAGAUCACCGAUGCGAGCUUGCGCGAAACCAUCACCGAGCGCCUUCAAGCAAUCCAUGUCGAGGUGACUGACAUGUCAGGUAUCUCUACCGUCCUCAGCUCUAUUCUGAUUACCAAUAAAGUUCGGUUCCAGGGCCUCAACUCUUUGAAGCGCCACCGCCUCGUCAACAGCGCGCUCAAGGAGGAGAUCGCCAGCAUCCACGCCUGGACGGCCAAGUGCAAGACGCCCGAGGAAUGGGAGCGAGAUCGGGGCCAAGAUGCGCCGUCGUUGGAGGGUACGGUGGGAGGCCAGGUUCAGGGCACAGCGCAGUAA